CUUCCGCUGGGGAAGUUUGUAGGAGUCUGGGCUACCGGCGCGGCGUAGCGGAUGCAGCAUCCUUGUUGAGGACGCCCUGGUGGUUUGUCAGGACCCGGUUGUGUAUCCUCUUCAAGCUGGUUUCUCCCCGGCUGACCCCGUUCACGAUCGUGACCUCAGUUAUCCUUCGUAGACACUUUCCACACCUGUGUCUCCAGCCCGCACCGCUCCGAUCUGCCCUCCUUGGCGCUGUGCUUCCCCAGAGGGGUGGCCUCGCUCUUCCCAUGGACAUGGCCCAGAGGCCCAUCUCCAGACACAGCCACUCGGGGCUCCGGGCUUCAGUAUAUGGAUUUAGGGGACGCAAACAAUCAGUCGACAGCGGGGCCGCCCUGAUUCCCCUUCCUGCCCAGACCUGUGGGCUGAGCCUUCUUUUUCUUGGGAAUGGCCAUUUCGGGAGCUGUGUGUGUUGCAGGAGCCGGUGACCUUCAGGGACGUGGCCAUCUACUUCUCAAGGGAGGAGUGGGCGUGUCUGGAACCCAGCCAGAGGGCACUCUACCGGGACGUGAUGCUGGACAACUUUAGCAGUAUGGCUGCCCUGGGAUUUUGCAGCCCCAGACCAGACCUCGUCUCUCGCCUGGAACAGUGGGAGGAGCCGUGGGUUGAAGACCGGGAGAGACCUGAGCUCCAGGCAGUGCAGAGGGGCCACUGGCCAGGGGCAAGGAAAUCUGCAGACCCCAAGAGACACUGUGACCAUCCAACUUGGGCUCAUAAGAAAACCCAUGUGAGGCGAGAAAGAGCCAGGGAGGGAAGCAGCUUUCGGAAGAGCUUCGGGCCGGACACGGAUGACGGGCAGCUUCCCAAAGCUGCUCCAGAAAGGACAGACGCCAAGCCCACGGCUUUUGCAUGUCAGAUGAUCACACAGUGUUGUGGCCAGCGGCCGGGCCGCAGAGAGCGCCGGAAGCAGUGCGCAAUGGAGCUGUCGUUCAUCUGCAGCACGUGCGGGAAGGCGCUCAGCUGCCACAGCCGGCUGCUCGCUCACCAGACGGUGCACACAGGGACCAAGGCCUUCAAGUGCCCCGAGUGCGGCCAGACCUUCCGGUGGGCUUCAAACCUGCAGCGUCACCAGAAGAACCACACGCACGAGAAGCCCUUCUGCUGCGAGGCGUGUGGGCAGGCGUUCAGCCUGAAGGACCGCCUGGCCCAGCACCGCAAGGUCCACACCGAACACAGGCCCUACUCGUGCGGCGACUGUGGGAAAGCCUUCAAGCAGAAAUCCAACCUUCUCAGGCACCAGCUGGUGCACACCGGGGAGCGGCCGUUCUACUGCGCGGACUGCGGCAAGGCCUUCCGGACCAAGGAGAACCUCAGCCACCAUCAGAGGGUCCACAGCGGGGAGAAGCCCUAUACCUGUGCCGAGUGUGGCAAGUCCUUCCGGUGGCCCAAGGGCUUCAGCAUCCACCGGAGGCUGCACCUGACAAAGAGGUUCUACGAGUGCGGCCACUGCGGAAAAGGAUUCCGCCACCUGGGCUUCUUCACGCGGCAUCAAAGAACUCACAGGCACGGGGAGGUGUAGGGGCCCCCGAAGCGUGGGGUGCUGUACCUGUGCGGGAGUACUGGGCCCUGAGGGAGAGCUGCAGUGAGAAGUUGCUCUUCAGCCUGGAAAAUCAGCCUGAAAAGGAGCCUUCUCAGUCCUCAGAGCUCUCCAGUUCCCCGAGAAGUUUUACUGGGAAAACUGCCAGGUGGGAGAAGCGAAUCCAUGGGUGUGCCGGAGAUGGUGGGGGCUCUGGAGAUGGCAGGGGCUGCACCCCGGUGCCGGGCACCCUGGGGAAGUGCUGAGAGCAUGUGCGACCACGGAGCCACAUGCCAGGCCAGGCGCAGAGGUGGAGAAGCCUGCCCGGUGCUCACAGCUGUCUGGCUCAGGGACUCCACCCUGGCCCUGAGUUGCUGUCUGCUGGGCCUUUCCUUCCUGGCUCUGCACUCCAUGCUUGCUGCCUGGUCUGGCUUCCCUUCCUGUCUCUGUCUUGGGCGAGGCAGCUGUGAGCAUUGCACAGCGGCAAAGAGCCUCCUGCAUCCUCUGCACUGGGCCAUAGAAACAAGAGCCUUUGUAGUGCUGAACCUUGUUCAAGGAUUAGGGAGUGGUGCUCAGCUGGUUAGGUCAGGGCCACCCCCAGUGUUGCAGGGAUGGCCUCCACCCAGCUCUGUUGGUCAGAGCCUGGGUCACACACCUGAAAUCGGCAGAUCGAGUUGGGUCUCAGGGCAGUGAGGUGGCCAUAUUCACCAUAGUGCAUUUCGUGGGGAAGAGGUGAUCUCUUGUCUUAUCCAGCCAGAAAUAAAAAUCUGCCAGUGGUGAUCCCAAGGGAAGACCCUGUGGAAAUGCAUCGGGGACACUGCCGUGAUUCAGGUUAGCUGAAUUGUUGAAGGAUUUUUGCUUUUGCCUGUUUUUCUUUAAGAAUUGCAGCCAGGGCCGGGCGCGGUGGCUCAAGCCUGUAAUCCCAGCACUUUGGGAGGCCGAGACGGGCGGAUCACGAGGUCAGGAGAUCG
Molecule: messenger RNA, 2520 nt
Organism: Rhinopithecus roxellana (golden snub-nosed monkey)
Lineage: Eukaryota; Metazoa; Chordata; Mammalia; Primates; Cercopithecidae
Gene: ZNF707
Product: zinc finger protein 707
Exons: 6
Coding region: 545-1552 (335 amino acids)
Biological process (GO): negative regulation of transcription by RNA polymerase II
Molecular function (GO): DNA-binding transcription repressor activity, RNA polymerase II-specific; RNA polymerase II cis-regulatory region sequence-specific DNA binding
Source: RefSeq, a predicted model, not a curated record